AUGAAGGAGUUUGAUUACGAGAAGCUUGUUACUGCCACCGAUGGCUUCUCUCCUUCACGACUCAUCGGUAAAGGAAGCCAUGGCUAUGUCUACAAAGGCCUUCUUCACGAAGAAGACAAACGUCACAGCGUCGUAGCGAUCAAAACGCCGUCGUUGUCUCCGUCACCAUCCUCACUUCUUUUUGAAAAAUCAGAACAAAUGAAGAAACUAGAAAACGAGAUCAAUGUUUUGUCGUCUCUGCCUUGUAGCCCACACGUCUUGAGCUUCCUAGGCCACGCCGAGAAACGACUCAUGGUCGUCGAGCUCAUGCCAAACGGUUCGUUGCACCAGUUACUACACGUGUCCACUACUCUUCCUCCUCCCACGUGGCUCAAACGCAUCGAGAUCGCUCUUCAGAUCGCUCGUGCGGUUCACUUCCUUCACGGACAAGGCAUCGUCCACCGUGACAUUAAAUCCGAUAACAUUCUCUUCGAUUGGGACUGGGAGCCGAAGCUUGCCGAUUUCGGACUCGCCGCUCACUUAGCCGAUGAGAAGAGACCGCCGCCGGCGGGAACAAUCGGAUACCUAGAUCCGUGUUACACUUGUCCGGAGAAUAUGAGCACGAAGGUUGAUGUUUACAGUUACGGCGUCGUAUUGUUGGAGAUCGUUAGCGGGAGAAAAGCCAUCGACGUCACUCGCUCGCCGACGUCGAUAGUAGACUGGGCGGUUCCGUUGAUAAACGAGGGGAAGGUCGGAGAAAUCUGCGGCGGAGGAUCAGCCGUUUUCGUGGGAACGAAUCUCCGUCUGCUAAGGAUGGCAGCGCGCUGCGUGUCAUCGGACGUGGAAACUCGUCCUUCCGCCGGAGAAAUCACGGCGGAGAUUGUGUUGUGUUUGGCGGGACCUCUGAGGAGUUUGCCAUUGUGGAUGAGCUUCUUUCGCGGGGUUGUUAAACUGAAACGGCGGAGAACACGGUUGAGAGAGACGCUGACGUGGCCGGGUCAAACCUGCCACGUAAGGUGA
Microthlaspi erraticum is the source of this 999-nucleotide messenger RNA. The record is from the annotation of a GenBank genome assembly. NCBI's taxonomy places the organism in Eukaryota, Viridiplantae, Streptophyta, Magnoliopsida, Brassicales, Brassicaceae.